AUGAAACAAACGGAGUUAGCAAAGUAUUUCGAGAAGACAGAGCAACUGACAGCAAUUGUGAAAGGUGUGACUGUAGGCCCAUCGAUCAAAGAAGCUGAUCUUGCAUGGAGAUCACUGAAUGGUCCAUUCGUUUCAGUUUGUCUUGGCUAUAUUCAUUUCGCUAACGAAGAUGCCAUGGCAGCACCAAAGGCAAAGUUUGUGGAUGGCUACUUGGAUGCUGCUAUAAUCAAAGAUUGCCCACUGUGGGAUGUUCUCGGGCUUGUGUUCCAGAUGAAGGACGCCGCCUACAUGAACUCACCAUGCGUGGAGUACUUCAAGGUGAAGGCGAUCCGGUAUCAUCGAGACAUCGACUCAGACGGGGAGGCAGCUCGUCCUCUAUAUAAUAGCUCAAUCCCAGUUGCCAGGCGACUGAAAUCGACGGCCUGGGCUGCAGUGAUUAACAGAUGGCAUUGGACAGCAGUGAUGGGCUUUUGUGUUGAACUAGAUGUAACAAAUGAGACAAAAUUCUAG
Molecule: messenger RNA, 510 nt
Organism: Miscanthus lutarioriparius
Lineage: Eukaryota; Viridiplantae; Streptophyta; Magnoliopsida; Poales; Poaceae
Source: the annotation of a GenBank genome assembly